Messenger RNA from Dothidotthia symphoricarpi CBS 119687, 2451 nucleotides. RefSeq names its product SET domain-containing protein. Bases 1 to 2451 code for a protein of 816 amino acids. Gene Ontology annotation, biological process: regulation of DNA-templated transcription. The transcript has 4 exons. Gene Ontology annotation, cellular component: nucleus; chromatin. NCBI's taxonomy places the organism in Eukaryota, Fungi, Ascomycota, Dothideomycetes, Pleosporales, Dothidotthiaceae. The record is from RefSeq and is a predicted model, not a curated record. Gene Ontology annotation, molecular function: protein binding; histone H3K36 methyltransferase activity.
AUGGCUGCAGACCGUCUGUCGCCGUCGUCGACGUCGUCCAUGGCGUCUCACCCGACUAGCCCGACCGAGGAGCCGGCCUACGUCCACGCCACGCCCAGCGCGUCACCGCCCAUUUCGACGCCUCCCACCAGCCUCGGCGAUGCAGCGAGCGUCCUGUCCGAGACGACCAAGACGGAGCAGUAUGUAGAGGCGCACGACGACACCCCAAUGCAGCACGUUUCAGACGAGGCGCGUGCUGCACCCGACACUUCGACCAGCGAGACCCGCCGCCCAGCACGGAGCUCGCGCAAGUCGGUCACGACGUACAACGUGCAGAUCCUCGCUGGCACGGCCAUCCACACGCCGACAAAAUACCUGGAGAAGCACCACAAGAACGUCGUUCACGGAUCCCUGGAGGAUGCGGCCAAGGGGGAGGUCGCCACACCCCCGAAGAAGAAGACACCCAGACUCAAGUCUGAGACAUCGGCCGCCAGUGACCCGGCGGGGGAACAGCUUGCUGCUGAGGCUGCUCAAGCUGCACGUCGCCGCACUUCUACACGUGGAACUGAUCUCCGUAAGGAGGCGCUCCGCAAUCUCGCCGGAGCUGGCGACUCUUCAGUCGACACCCCGUCGAGAUCGCACACUUUGGUCAAGAAGACACUGCGGAGGAGCGCAUCGACGUCUACACUGCCAUCUGCCACCGCGGCUACUUCGUCAAAACGUGACUCCGAACAGGGAUAUGACUCGGCUGAGGGGCAGGAGCAGAAGGAAUUCCAGAAACCAAAGACGAAGCUCUGGAUGAAGCAGGGCCUAUAUGUUGGCCAGCAUCGUGAUUUCGACGCCCGUCUGUCGGAAAGUCAAAACCGCGCCAAGAAGAGGGCGAAGAAGAACAAGGAGAGCGGCGUCCUUCCUCUCCCCUUAUUCGCUGGUGACCGCCUGUUGACUGAAGAUCCACGUGAAGCAUUCCGCGACUUCAAACUGCCUUUCGAUACAUAUAGUCCCCUGCCCAGGAAGGUCAAGGUGGACGGCUGGGUCAAACUGCACAGGAACAGAUUUAUUGCUGAUGCAUCCGCCUUGUGGAAGCGCGACAAACAAGACUCCUCUCAAUGCUAUUGCGAUCCAGAGGACGGAUGCGGGGAAGCCUGCCAUAACCGCAUCAUGGCUUACGAGUGCGACGGCACAAAUUGCAGACUCACGGCAGAACAAUGCGGAAACCGGCCCUUUGCAGAACUCAAGAAACGCGGAAAGGGAAAUCGCUACGACUAUGGUGUUGAAGUGUUGGAAACGGACGAACGCGGGUACGGUGUGCGCGCUAUGAGGACGUUUGAGCCCCACCAGAUCAUUGUUGAGUAUGCUGGGGAAAUCAUUACGCAACAUGAAUGCGAGAGGCGCAUGAAGCAUGUUUACAAGAAGGAUAAGUGCUACUAUCUCAUGAGCUUUGACAACAAAAUGAUCAUCGAUGCGACGCGUGGCACGAUUGCGCGUUUUGUCAAUCACUCAUGUGAGCCUAAUUGCGAGAUGAUCAAGUGGACUGUCGGUGGCGAACCACGCAUGGCGCUGUUUGCUGGCUCCCGAGGAAUCAUGACCGGCGAAGAGUUAACCUAUGACUACAAUUUUGACCCCUUUUCUCAAAAGAACAUUCAGGCAUGUCGCUGCGGUACGGAGUCCUGCCGUGGUGUACUAGGUCCCAAACCGAAGAAACUGGUGGAGGAGAGGUCUAUGGCCUCUGCAUUUAUUGCCGGCACCAAGCGUAAGAUUCAAGAUGUAUUAGGCUCCGGCAGAAGCACAUCGGAGAGCUACGGCAACUCUCCCAAGAGGCUCAAGUCCUACACCGGAAACUCCGCCACGACAAAAGCGAAAAACGCAUCCGCGCAGUCCGAAGCCGCCCGCGAGCGCUCAGAAAAAGAAGCAGUCGAACACUCGCGCCAAAUCGCAUCGCGCGAAAACCGCGCCAUGAAACGCUCCGUCCCACCCUCCGGCUCCAGACGCUCCCAAUCCGCUUUCCAACGCAAAUCAGACCUGUCCUUCAAAUCCACCCGCCUCACGACAGUCAGCUUCCAGCGCAAAGUCUCCAAGCCAGGCGCCCUCCGCGGCGCUACAACAUCGACUCGCAUGCACGCCGCGCUCCGACGCCCCACGCUGGCACUCAAGGGAAAGAAGGGUAUCCGCCCUUAUAAACGCCCCAUCACGCCCAUUAAGAGCUCGUUUGCCUCCGUGGAUUCGGAGGAUGAUGCGUCGCCGAAUAUCACACCUGCUUCGCUGCGCAGCGCGUCGCAUAGGAGGAAACAAAUUACUGACGCCCGCGACGUGCUGAGGGAUAAGAGUCCGUCGUGCAUGUCGGAGAAUGAACUUGAGGGCGGGAGGGAGGGCGCGAGGAGUAGGGCGAGGAAGGCGGGUGUGGGUGCGGGGGCGGGGGAUGUGCCGGCGUUUCAUCCCGCGCAGAAGAGGUCGAGGAGUAUGAGGGGAAGGUGA